AUGACCAUGACUACCAUGCCAGAGAGUCUAAAUAGCCCCGUCUCAGGGAAGGCUGUCUUUAUGGAGUUUGGGCCGCCCAGCCAGCAAAUGUCUCCUUCUCCCAUGUCCCACGGACACUAUUCCAUGCACUGUUUACACUCCGCGGGCCACUCUCAGCCUGACAGCUCGUACAGCACAGCUUCGUCCUUCUCCCGACCGCUGGGCUACCCCUAUGUGAACUCGGUCAGCAGCCACUCGACCAACCCCUACAUCAGUUCAGUGCAGUCCUACCCCAACAGCUCCAGCCUGACUCAGACCCGGUUAGAGGAGACAGGGGCCGAAUCGGAGAAAAGCACUGUGGUAGAAGGAGGGGAAGUUCGGUUUAAUGGGAAAGGGAAAAAAAUCCGCAAACCCAGGACUAUUUACUCCAGUUUGCAGCUACAGGCUUUGAACAGGAGGUUCCAGCAGACUCAGUACCUAGCUCUCCCCGAAAGAGCCGAGCUCGCAGCAUCUCUGGGACUCACCCAGACCCAGGUGAAGAUUUGGUUUCAGAACAAGCGCUCCAAAUUCAAGAAGCUGAUGAAGCAAGGAGGGGCCGCCCUGGAGAGCAGCGCCUUGACCAACGGCAGGGCUCUCUCGGGCAGCUCGCCACCCGUGCCUCCAGUGUGGAAUACCACCUCCGCCUCCGGUAAGGCCUCCUCGGGGACCCCGGGCACCUACAUCCCCAGCUACACGUCGUGGUAUCCUUCGGCCCACCAAGAAGCUAUGCAGCAGCCGCAACUGAUGUGAUUAUACAUACGUUUUCCCCUAACGCAAGCACUAUCGGUCCCAAAAAGAAUUACAAUUAUUACAGGAAAAAAAAAAAAAAAAAAAGAAAAGAAAAAAAAGAAAAAAAAAGAAGAAGAUAAACCAAGUCAAAUAAAAGGAAACGGGAAAAAGAAAAAAAAA
Poecile atricapillus (Black-capped chickadee) is the source of this 927-nucleotide messenger RNA. RefSeq names its product distal-less homeobox 1 (gene DLX1). The transcript is spliced from 3 exons. The coding region runs from base 1 to 768 and encodes 255 amino acids. Gene Ontology annotation, molecular function: RNA polymerase II cis-regulatory region sequence-specific DNA binding; DNA-binding transcription factor activity, RNA polymerase II-specific. The record is from RefSeq and is a predicted model, not a curated record. Gene Ontology annotation, biological process: negative regulation of transcription by RNA polymerase II; embryo development; cell differentiation. Lineage: Eukaryota; Metazoa; Chordata; Aves; Passeriformes; Paridae.